Messenger RNA from Tigriopus californicus, 1752 nucleotides. It is a transcript of the gene Alg3, whose product is annotated as lethal(2)neighbour of tid protein-like. NCBI's taxonomy places the organism in Eukaryota, Metazoa, Arthropoda, Copepoda, Harpacticoida, Harpacticidae. The coding region runs from base 380 to 1687 and encodes 435 amino acids. Gene Ontology annotation, cellular component: endoplasmic reticulum. The record is from RefSeq and is a predicted model, not a curated record. Gene Ontology annotation, molecular function: dol-P-Man:Man(5)GlcNAc(2)-PP-Dol alpha-1,3-mannosyltransferase activity. The transcript has 2 exons.
UACUAAUCAUGCAUGCAGGAAAAACGGUUGCAUUGCAUAUGUCAUAUAUCUGUCGUCAUACAGCUCAUGGUUUCCUAGUGGUUCGUCCAUCCAUUAAAAAAAAUCAUUUUGCCUCCAGGGUCCGUCCAUCUUUCCUGUUUCGAUUGUGGUCACCCUAGUGGUGACAUGUGUCGUUCUUGUGCUUGCUAUUUUUAUUUACACUCGAACCAUGUACCUUCCCAUUUCAGUUCAACUGCCCAAGAACCGAGUGACAAGUACGUAAGAUCUACUUGUGUGCCUGAGUACAGCUAUAUCCCAUCCCAAUCCCAGGGGGAUCAUUCCUCUCGACGCUCAGUCGGUCUUGGACAAGGCCAGACCGAUAGAUCAACGCCCGGAUCUGAUGGCACCCGGUAGUCGUCCUCAGGUUAGAAAGCGGCCCACCCCGGGUGGGUUGUCCGGGUCGUUGGGCUGGCGUGGCCUUAUUAGUACCUGGGCCGCCAAAGCCCAAGCUCUGAUCAUGGAUCCGGCUCAAUGCGCGUGGAUGGCCGGUCUCUUGUUGGGCCUGGAGGUGGUCAUCAACGCAUUGGUCAUUCAUCACGUCAAGUACACGGAAAUCGAUUGGCGAGCUUACAUGCAAGAGGUUGAAGGCGUGGUGAAUGGCACCUACAAUUACGCCGAGCUUAAAGGUGACACGGGCCCGUUGGUGUAUCCGGCUGGCUUUGUUUGGCUGUACAUGGGUCUCUACUACGCCACGGACUUGGGCUUGAACGUCCAGCGAGCCCAGUACAUAUUUGCCGCCUUGUACGUCGUGACCUUGGCUUUGGUGUUCCGUCUCAUGGUCAAAUCGGAAAAGGUCCCGCCUUACGUGCUCGUGUUCAUGAGCGUCACGUCGUAUCGCAUUCACUCAAUUUUCGUCUUACGCCUCUUCAACGACCCGGUGGCCAUGGCUUUUUUAUAUGCGGCCUUGAAUUUCUUCAUCUCCGAGUGGUGGAGUUUGGGCAGCGUUUGCUUCAGUUUAGCCGUGGGUGUCAAGAUGAAUAUCUUGUUGUUUGCUCCCGCACUUUUCUUCGCGUACUUGGCCAAUCUGGGCGUGUGGCACACUGCGAUCCAACUCUUCAUCUGUGGCUCCAUUCAGGUGAGUCUGGCCUUGCCGUUUUUGCUAUCCCACCCAUGGCAUUACUUGCAAGGAGCCUUCGACUUGGGCCGCGUGUUUAUGUUCAAAUGGACCGUCAAUUGGCGCUUCCUGCCCGAGGAAGUGUUUCUUGAUCGCAGGUUCCACUGGGCCUUGCUAGGAGCUCACGUCUUGCUCUUGCUCAUCUGUAUUCCCAAGUGGUGGAAGAUGCUCACCAGCUAUCGCACCUUGAAGGCUCAUGAGGGUCCCACCUACGCCGUGCAAUUGUUUCUAUUGCCCAUGUUCAUGAGCAACUUCAUCGGGGUGGCCUUGGCUCGGUCCCUUCACUAUCAGUUCUAUGUGUGGUACUUCCACCAACUCCAUUAUCUAUUUUGGUGCGUUAGAAUGCCGUCAGUGCUUCGUUUGUGUCUUUUGGGACUGAUCGAAUUGUGCUGGAACACGUAUCCCUCCACCAUUUGGAGCAGUGGUCUUCUUCAUUCCAGCCAUUUGCUCCUUCUGUCUGGUCUCUUGUGGUCGGUAUACGGCAUGACCAAAAGCCAAAGUAGACCGAGCAUGGAGAGGAAGAAAAUCAAUUGAGACAUGUGAAUGGCAAUGGUUACAAUGGAUGUAUUUGUUUCCAAUAAAUAGUUAACAACAAUGAA